CAUCGCGAAAAUCGACUCAUCGCCCCUGUACGAAUAUCUGGGAAACAACUGUUGUUGGUGAUGGCCGUCAGGUUCACGAUUCUGGUGCUGUUGACCACCGCCGUCGCCGUGGUGUCUUCCGCUGGACUGCUCGAGACGCUACUUUCCUGGGAUAUUCCGGAUGCCGUGGGCAGAUCAACCGCGCCGCAGUCGCAAUGUCUUUGUCAAACUUCCAAUUGUUUGUGUUGCAUCGAUCUAAAUCUGACGACAGCGAUCGGUGGUGGUCUCGUGGUGGACGACUUGGAUGGUCGGGCGUGCAUCAACAUCAAGCAGAAGGAGCAGAAUAUCUCGUUGAACCUUAGCUACGGCGAUAAUCCCGUACACAAUGCUACCAUUAAGAUCGUGGACGCAUCCAACAGGCCAACCUGCAUGAAUCUUCUGUCAGAUCUGGCGCAAAUAUGCGCGAAAUUUACGUCGAUUAAGCAGGCGGAAGCUGGUUACGACGGUUGCCUGGUAAUCGAGCCAGCACUGCUGGGCACACCGCAAGCCACUUACCACAUGGGAUGCUUCAAUUUCAAUCAGGUGGUGCGACAGAUCGAAGCCUCUGCCACUAUCGAAACGACGGAAGCCACUGAAACUACAGAGGACGAGGAGGAUUCGUUGAACACGGAGGAAUUCAUAGCAGCGGUUUCAGCUAGCGCGGAACAAGGGAUAGCUCUCUUCUCUCAAUGGCUUGGACUUAAUCUGAAUCCAAAACUGAACCUGACCAACAGAAACAAUCAUCAAGAAGCAAACAGCCAACGUGCCAUCCCAUCCACAACUUCCAGGUCUGCUCGAGUUCAUUGGGAUCAAGAAGAGAAGAACGACGAACGAUUCAAGCAACUGCUCAGUGCGCAAGACAACGUGUUGAAGGGUUCAGCUACGAUUGGCCAAUCGAACGGAGCUGAAACGACGUUCGUUUAUUCGAAACCCUCUGAAUUAUUCUCGUCGGAGAAAAACUCGAACGAUAGAAGGGUCGAGCAGAUGGAGAUCGAGCCGCAACACCUGGCCGUGGUGCCAAAGGAGUCGAGAAGAGGCGGAAGGGCAUACAAUAUUCAUCAGCACGUGAACGAGAUCUGAAACGUGUUUGUUUUUCGUUCGACUCGAUCGAUCGAGGAUUAUAAUUAAAACGUAGAGUUUAGGCUAUCUCACACGUAGAUCGUAUUCUCAUGACGAGUUAAGGCAGAGUUAUUAUCGUUGCCUCCUUUCUCUCUCGUAUUUCUUUAUUCCUCUUGCUUGUUUAUUAAUUCUCGAUGAAUUCGACUAACCAACGAACGACUACAUUACAUACUCUGCCAGAUUAAUCGGUGAUAUCGUUCGUUCAUUUCGAGAAGACUGACCGCUUUCUGAUCAGCUCCGUCUGAAUGAUCUCUCGCGAUUGUGAUCACCUUAUUUCCUCUCUCCGCGAAGUCUCUGUUACUCGAAGUGUCGCUAAUGAUAACUACACGUUCGCGAUUCUGCGAGGAUCGCCGGAUACACGACUUGUUUAGCCGUAUGAAAUAAACGACGACAAUCCGCAAUUAUUAAUAGGAAGAGGCGAAACAAGACCAUAUGUGAAUCUUUUUCGAGAGAAUGCAAUUACGACCGCCGCAAAUUCGUUUCCAUUAUGCCAACUAUUUAUUUAGUUUGGAUCCCGCAUAGUAAGUAGAAAACAUAAUAAACAGUAAUAUGCUGCAAGUAGUUCGUAUCAUCCAUGCGACAACAUCGAGUUGUAUCUAUACACAUAUAUCGUAAAACAGAUAUACACACGCCAUCGAGCGAUGGAAUUUUUUUUAUAUUUUUCUUUUGUCAUAAAAGAGAUAACCGUGCUGCCUAACACGCGUCACAGUAGAUAGGCAUUUUUGUCGUACGUGCGAGUUUAAUAGAUCAUCGAUUAAUUGAUCGUGGAAAUACUGUCUUCGAUCGAUUGUGCUAGAAUAUUAGCUCGUGCUCGAAUCAAAUAUAGCAUCAGUCACUCAACAGGGUAGAAAUUACGAACGUACAUUUUUAUAAUCGUUCUCUGUAAUAUCGUUGACACGGAUAAAUUAAUAAAGCCAAAAAGAAACGGUUCGAUAAA
This is a messenger RNA of Bombus terrestris (buff-tailed bumblebee), 2074 nucleotides long. RefSeq lists its product as uncharacterized. Lineage: Eukaryota; Metazoa; Arthropoda; Insecta; Hymenoptera; Apidae. The record is from RefSeq and is a predicted model, not a curated record. The coding region runs from base 61 to 1098 and encodes 345 amino acids. The transcript has 4 exons.